This is a messenger RNA of Siniperca chuatsi (mandarin fish), 3749 nucleotides long. Its product is annotated as oxysterol-binding protein-related protein 2-like. Gene Ontology annotation, cellular component: intracellular membrane-bounded organelle; membrane; cytosol. Bases 251 to 1654 code for a protein of 467 amino acids. The transcript has 14 exons. Gene Ontology annotation, molecular function: cholesterol binding. NCBI's taxonomy places the organism in Eukaryota, Metazoa, Chordata, Actinopteri, Centrarchiformes, Sinipercidae. The record is from RefSeq and is a predicted model, not a curated record.
UUGUCUCGCGAGAGUUGGCAGCACUGGCUGUCGGACCUGUCAAUCACGGUGCCCUUGCCGCCUACUUCCGCCCCGUUUCAGAGGCAGUGUACUCUUCGAUUGUUUAUGUUACGAGCGCAUUAAUUUGACCUUAAUUCACAGGUAGUGUGUUUGGCUGUCUGUGGUGCUUGGAGAGAGGCUGGGCUGCAGGGACAGGCCGAUGGUGGAAACAUGACUUCUGAGUAACUCAUAGUUACUUUUUCUGCUCAGUAUGAACAGCGAGGAAGAGUUUUACGACGCUGAGACAGGGCUGGAGUCAGAUGAUUCCUGCGAGGUCAGUUUUAAAGAUGCCCUGGUGUUUGACAGUAAGCAGGUGACUGAUGGCAGCGCCACACAGGAGAAUGGGGUUGGGGAGCGCAGGAAAACCCUGCCUGCUGAAAUGAUCUCCAGGAACGAUUACAGUGUUUGGAGUAUACUGAAGAAAUGCAUCGGCAUGGAGCUGUCCAAAAUAGCGAUGCCAGUUGUGUUUAAUGAGCCGCUGAGCUUUCUCCAGAGAAUCUCGGAGUACAUGGAGCACACUCACCUCAUCCACAAAGCCUGCAGUUUGUCUGACUCAGUAGACCGCAUGCAGGUUGUUGCUGCGUUUGCUGUUUCGGCUGUAGCAUCUCAAUGGGAAAGGACUGGAAAGCCAUUUAAUCCUUUACUGGGGGAGACCUAUGAACUUAUAAGAGAGGACGAGGGAUACAGAUUGAUCUCAGAGCAGGUGAGCCACCACCCCCCUGUCAGUGCCUUCCAUGCCCAGUCUCUGAAGCAAGAGUUUGAGUUUCACGGCUCCAUCUACCCAAAACUCAAGUUCUGGGGCAAAAGUGUGGAGGCCGAACCCAAAGGCACCAUGACACUGGAGCUACUGAAGCAUAAAGAAGCGUACACGUGGACAAACCCAAUGUGUUGCGUGCAUAACAUCAUCUUGGGAAAACUCUGGAUUGAGCAAUAUGGAACCAUGGAGAUAGUCAACCACAGCACUGGAGAUAAGUGUGUGUUGAACUUCAGACCUUGUGGUUUGUUUGGGAAAGAGCUGCACAAGGUAGAAGGUCAUAUCCAAGACAAAAGUAAGAAGAAGCGGCGAGUGCUCUAUGGGAAGUGGACAGAGUGCAUGUACAGCGUGGACCCCAAGGUUUACGAAGCACACAAGAAGUCAGAGAAGAAGACGGGGGCAGAAUCAAAAAAGCUGAAACAGGAACAUAGUUGUGAAGGUGAGGAGGCAGAUGAGAUGCCAGAAGUUCAAGAGACUGUGACUGUGAUACCAGGAAGUGCCUUACUGUGGAGGAUAUCGCCGCGGCCUGCUCACUCAGCACAGAUGUAUAACUUCACCAGCUUUGCCAUGACACUAAACGAGCUGGAGCCUGGCAUGGAGAGACUACUGGCACCAACAGACUGCCGGCUGAGGCCCGACAUCAGAGCCAUGGAAAAUGGAGACAUAGACGCAGCAAGUACAGAGAAAGAGCGGUUAGAGGAGAAACAAAGGGCCUCACGCAGGGAACGCUCCAAGGAUGAUGAGGACUGGUCAACCAGGUGGUUUCAGCAGGGAACAAACCCUCAUACAGGAGCUGAGGAUUGGCUGUACACAGGUGGAUACUUUGACAGGAAUUACACUGACUGUCCCAACAUUUAUUGACACAGGAGGUGCUCAGUGUGAAGAUCUCCCCUCUGAUAGGAUUCACUUUAUUUCUCAGCAUCUAAGAUUUGUGUCUUUGUGACGUCCAGACGCUCACUGGUACUAUGUCUUUUGUGUGAAUCAAUGAAAAGCUGAUAUAAAAAAUUUUAUCAGACGGUUGAUCGGAUUAUGACUGUGAACCUUGUCCAUGGAAGAAAUGUUAUAUUAAGGAGAAUUUUAGAGUUUACUUACUGUAAUUGUUGAAAUCAAACAUCUACAUAUGCCCUAAUCAUGAUUCUGACAAUAAUAGUCCACGUGUAUGUUACUCACCCGUCGUCUAGGGUUUUAAACCAGUCACCUAUAUGUGAGUGUGUGAGUGUGUGUGAGUGUGUGACCAUGCUGCUGCUGCAGGACACAAAGCUCUGAUUUCUAGAGGACAUAUUCUCAGUUUUAGUUCAGAUACUCAACCAUAAUCUUACUUGUAGACGUACCACACACUUCAGUCCAGUUGCAUUCAAAUAUCAGGGGUUAUUUAAACACAUCUGUUACUUUUAUAUAUAACCUAUUUGAAUAUUAGAUGUCUAUUUUAGUUAGCUGUAAACAUCCCUAAAAUGCCACAAGUGUGAUAAUUUUCUGUGAAUAGAGACUUACAAUAGAGAUGAAAGCUGUUUAUAACCAUGUUUACUGGCACAGUAAACAGAUAUUGUUUGGUACAUUAUAUUGUCCACUGUAAUAUAGAUCAUGUGUAUAAUAAUUGGUGCAUGCAUGGUCACCAAGAUAAUUAUUUACACAAGUUAAAGCCAUAAAAACCUUACCUUCUCUGCACUAACACACAUUCACAUAAACGGUUAGAGCAAAGGGAUAUAGAGCAUAUUGGUUUAAAGCAGGAGGUUUUCAAAGUCUGACACGAUAAGAGCCAUGUUGAUGGGACAUUCUGAGCCUUAGUACAGUCAAAACAAGUCCUUGUAUUAACUAAAUUUUGGAACUACAGAUCCCAUAAUUUGAAGGCUGUAAACAGGAAGUAUAAUGUUGCCACUAGUUAGCUAGUUAGUUGUUGGCUACAACUGUUGUGUUUAGCUUGUAUUUGUUUACAUUUUGGCAAAUUGGCACCACCAAAAGUAUGCCGAAUUAACUAUUAGCAGUUCCUGUUUGCAGCGUACCAUGUAUGUACAGACAAAUAUCACUGGAUUACUUUGAUACUGAAGCCAAUUUUAAAACGUGAUGUUUCUCAGGCAAGUUCUGGAGUUAUAAGGAGCAUCUUUAGUUUAGGACUGAGACUGAGACUCUUUAGUCUGAGUUGUGACUCCGGGUAGUAGGAAUUUUGAGGCAAAUUGCAGCUCAUGUCUUCCCCUUCGCUUCACAGCUUGAUAAAAACCUCUUGUUUAAAGAGAUAGCUGUGUCAUACUGACUCCUGAUCAUAGCCAUUUGUCUUCUGACAUGGACAAGUAACUCUGUCUGUUCUCAGAGUUUCCAGUUUGAUGCCUUGAGUCAUUUUUCCAUCAAUCAAAGCUGGGUUUUCAGACACAGCAGCAGCACAUAAGACAGGACACAGUAGCCAUCAUACACCUAUGCAAACUGAUCCACCCAGUCUGCCCUCCUGAAAUGUGAAAAAUAUAAAUCAAACAGUCCUCUUUAGCUAGUAACCAAUGUGUGCUUCAGACACUACAGAGGCAGUUAAUGAAUGUUGUGUGCUGAUAAUAUAAUUCUUACAUACAUACAUACAUACAUACAUACAGCAGUGUGGUUGUUAGACAGUAGAGAGAUAUUGCAUUUUGUUUCCAAGCACUAACCUUGCAUAAACUGCACAUUUGAACACUCACAGUCCAAUGCACAUAUUGUAUCGUUAAAAUAUCCUUCGUCAUGUCUUCUCCCAUCUGUCCACACCUUUACUCUGAAUACAAAGCACUUUGUGAGGCCUGCAGACACUCGAAGGUGCAGGUUCGGUCUGACGGUUCUUUUGAUCUCAUACUCUUUACCCUCUUGUUUUGUCUAGCAUCUAUUUGAAAUUGUUUACAUCAUAUGUUCUUGUUUUUAUUUCCUCCUCAUACUGUUAUCCACACACAACCAUAUGCAUACAUGGCAUAUUUGAGAAAUAAAUUAUGGACUAUUAAAACUA